This is a messenger RNA of Porites lobata, 6870 nucleotides long. Lineage: Eukaryota; Metazoa; Cnidaria; Anthozoa; Scleractinia; Poritidae. The record is from the annotation of a GenBank genome assembly.
AUGGAAAACUUGGGGAUGGUAGUUGUGGGUAUGUUUUCUUUGCCACUUUAUAUAUAUAUAUAUAUAUAUAUAUAUGUUGCAUAAAAAAACGGUCCUUGUAAAAAUGCGUCAUUUUUAUGUAAAAAGCUGCUUUUUACAAAUUGAGCGGUUGUAAAAAUACUGCUUUUUACAAAAAUAUAUUUUUGUAAAAAGCAGCUUUUUUACGUAAAAAAGCUGCUUUUUUACAAGUUACCUGGUUGUAAAAAUACUGCUUUUUUACAAAAAUAUAUUUUUGUAAAAAAGCAGCUUUAUUAUGUAAAAAAGCUGCUUUUUUACAAAUUAGCCGCUUGUAAAAAUACUGCUUUUUUAUGUAAAAAAGCUGCUUUUUUACAAAAAUAUAUUUUUGUAAAACAGCAGCUUUUUUACAAAUUAACCGGUUGUAAAAAUACUGCUUUUUUACAAAAUAUAUUUUUGUAAAAAAGCAGCUUUUUUACGUAAAAAAGCUGCUUUUUUAUGUAAAAAAUCUGUUUUGUUACAAAAGAUAUUUUUGUAAGAAAGCUGCCUUUUUAUGUAAAAAUCCUGCUAUUUUACACGUAUAGACCAUUUGACAAACUCAUUUAUCGAAGACAGGCUGUUUUCUAUAGCAUGGUUCGAAAUUUAUUGAACUGUAGUUUUCGUGCGGCUAGUCACGUUCACGUUCCCGUGUCCCCUUUAUUGUGGGGCGUUUAAAUUCCCUUGUUAACUCGCUGACAGCGUUAAAAAUUUACGUUCUUUUUAUUCUUUUUAUUCUUUCUUCUUGUUUCCUUUGUCAUUCAAUUUUCCAGGACCUUCUAAUUGUUGGAUGCGAAGAAGGAACAGGCAGUAAUUUCAUUUGUUAUCCUUAUCGGCUGAGGUCACGCACGGCAGUAACUGCAUGUUAGGCAAUAAUAGAAUAGCUGGGUUAUUCACUGUCUUAUUUAUAAGCAAUGCCUGUCACAAUCUCUUGCAGCAACCAAAGACUUCUAUUCUCUCCUUCAUUGCUACUCUUGUUCAAGCCGAAAACUGUACAGAAUAUUGUUCUGUAUUAUUUAUCUAUUUUCCCAAGGUUAUCAGCUGCAAUGAUCAGUUUAACUGUCAACAAAAUACUUGGCUAUAAUGCUUUGGUGCUCUUAGCAGUGGAUAACUAAAUUAUAACUCCAUUUCUAGCAUAAAAUCUCCAGCAAGAAUCAACGACAGCAAUUGUUAGGCAAUUUCCUGUAUUAUGUAUGAUGCGCUAAACUUCUAUCACGGGAUUCAUGCUAUGUUGAAAUCCAUGCUGAUGCAUGCAAGAUUGUCAUGUCUGCGUUACAACUUUAAGCUUUCAACAUGAUGUAGGAACAUGUUCAGUCGGCUAAUCAAGCAAAAGGAAACGCUAGCCUAUAGCUACAAGCGUACAUACACUCGCUUGUUAGUCUAAUUUUGCAAUACAGAGAGCAACUUGUAAGGCCAUAAAAACAGCAGACCACAGCAGCCGAUUUGUUUAUAAGAAUUUGGGACUAUAAAGGCGGUCUGUAACGUACGACAAUGCGUGUUUUAUUUUAGAGAUCGAGAAAUCAGCCAGAAAACACUUGUAAAGGCUAAACAAGUUUAAUAUGAACACUAGCUGAAAUCGCCAGCAACAUUUAGAGUAUGACCGUUUUUUUACAAAAUAUAUUUUUGUAAAAAAGCUGUCCUUUUACAAAUAUAUAUCAGUGUAAAAAAACAGCUUUCUUACGGUACCGUUUUUUUACACAACAUAUAUAUAUAUAUAUGUAUAUAUAUACCAGUCUCAUAUAUAUAUAUAUACAUUUACAUAUAUUUUUUAAUUCCAUUUUAAGCUACAGCUAGCAUGAUCUUGCCCACAAAUCAUCUCAAGUAGCCCCAAAACCCUUUUUGAUUGGCAGGAUUGAUUACAAUCCUUCUGUAAUUUGAAUUUUCCCAGAAAACAGCACUUGUCCGUCUGGCAAGUUAAAAACAAACAUCACUAUCCUGAUAGCAAUAUCCACUAGCCCCAGGCUAUCGGACAUGACUUUCUUUGCACGCUGAUUAUAUAUAUUUUAUGUAUUAGGUUUUGUAACUGACGGAGAGUUUAACUCAUUAAGGACCAAGGGCUCCCAGAGACCAGUCUCAGUAAUUCAGCUGAUGGCAGAUGCAAAGUCUAAGGCCAAAUCCAUUCCGGCUAGUCGAAUAGCAAGAUAUCUUACACCCAAGUGAAGAACAAAGGUAAAGUUAAUGGUUUCUGUACACUUUAUGCUCUCUGAUGGGCUGUUUGCAAGUCAACAGUGUCAUGGUAAAAGAACAAUAAUUAUUUUGGCUGAAUAUUCUCAAACAUCACAGACAUGGCUAUAAAUUAUUUAAGGAAAACAAAUUAUCGACUUCCAUGCAUUUAAGAGCCAUUAUCUGAGAAAAUCGAGAAUCGCACGACACUCGUCAAAAAAUCGAAUUUUUUUUUAUUUUGCCAAAACAUCCCUUUUAGUGACCUUAUUUAAGGAAAAAUAGUUUUGGGUUCAAACGAUUCAUUUUAAAGGAGAAAUUAGGAAAAGUUUGAAAAAUCGAUUUUAUGCUCGUUUUUCGCACAAAACACGGCAGGAUGCAAUGGCAACUUCGAGAGAAGGGUGAACGCGUAAGAAACAUUCCCUGACAUUGAAACUUCACCGAAUUAUUAUUUUGUUCUUACUCUUUAAAAUCCUAAAUCUCACAGCAUCCAUUCCUUGGGAUGACAAAGAAUUAGCUGGGCUGAUUCAAUAUAUUGCUUUGUAUCAUGACCCUGAUGGAGCAUCUGUUUGGCCCACCCACAAGAAUUGGGAUUUUUGGGACAGCUGUAGUGCUGCAGUUGCACAAUACUCUGGUUUACCCACUAGAACUAGUGAGUUUUUUUUCACGUUUUAAGAGUCUCACAAUAUUUCCUCUGGAUGUUUGUUUACAUUAUUUAAUACGGAGUAUAUUCUAUUUACUCCACCCUAGCCAAACGUGGAUACAGUUUUGAUAUUUCAUUUUACCAUUUGCAAUAAUGGAAAUUUUUUGUUACCUUUUUAGGCAUGGCUUGUCGCCGCAAAGUGCAACGACAUCUUGUGAACCAGUUUAGAACACUGGAGGAAGCAGAGGACUUCUACAAGAUGGAUUACUUUGAAGGGCAACAAAAAGAGAGUAGUGCAGCAGCUGGAAAAGCAACUUCUACACCCAUUAAAUCCCCCCUGCGCAAUCUGUCAGGAAAUCUAUCACCCAUAUUUCACCAGUCUCCUCUCAAGAAUGUUAACCCAGAGAUUACUACUGGUGAUUUGAUUAAACUUAUGAUGAAUGGUUUUCUAAAAACGACCAGAUCGCAGAGGGAACAAUUCCUCUCCUACCUCUUUUGCAUUCAUCUUUCCCAUGAUGUUGGCAUCAAUGAUGGUUAUGUACCUGCAAACUUUCUGCAAUUGGCUGGAAGCUCCUUUAAAAACCUACAAGUCACUGGAAAGGAAAAUACUCUCUACUUUCUUGCAAGGAGUGUUGGUGAAUCAAGACCUGGUGGAAGUGGGCCAAGGAUGUCACUUGACCGUAUGCCUUUUGGUCUCAUCCACCACAACCUCCAAUUCUUUGCCAAAGAUAAUGUUUCAAACCUCCACCCAUGUGAGCACUAUGCUGAAUGGUUGACGACAAUGUUUGCUCACUUUGGUCACAAAUGGGACAAACUCUACCGAGGGCCAAUGUGGAGUUAUGAUGGAGAUUCCUCAGAUGAGGAAGGAGAUGUCCCACCUGUCCUUGAGCCGCAGAUUUCUCAAAGUUUACAUAAUGUUAUCACCCAGGAAUCAGAAGAGCCUACAUCAACCAGUUUCAACAGACCAUUUGACGAGAUGGGUGAUUUAUUGUCCCAGGCAGUCCGGGAAACUGAAGGUCUGGAAGAACUAAUGUGUAAUACUGGCACUCAAGACAUAGAACCAUCCCCAGAAAUAUCUACUCUUUGGAGUGGGUUGAGUGUUAGUGACAUGGCAGAGCUUGAACAAGCUUCUGACUCACCACUCCAGAUAGAGCAACUCCACAAUGCUAGACCUUCAAGAACCAGGAACAGGGGGUUCAUUAAGGGCCGGGCACCGGGCAAAUUGACCGGCUGUGAACACAACUUUGCCCGGCUGCGUUACAUCUUAAAGAACUUCUUUUUAAUACAAGGAACGAUCAAAAACAGUUUUAAGUUACAAUCGUGAGUCUUAUCGAGUGUAAAACAUACUUUGCCGUGCAAUUUCCACUUUUUUACACGCGGCAUGAAAUCCCCUCGUUCGUUAUGUGUUAAAAAGAAGAAUCGCCCGAUAACACAUUGUGAAAAGAACUGUGCUUCAUAAGCGACCACCUGAAAUGUAUCAGUGUUGCGAGCACGUGAGCAUGGCGGCCCAGAAAAGAACGUGUUCGAUAGCAGAUUAUAUUUCGGCUUCAACCAAAGGGCCUCCAGUAGAGAAAAGGCUAAGAGGUGAGUAGACUUCUUUGUGAUUUAACCUUUUACUUGCCUGUAUAUAUUGAAUGGCUCAAUUAUCAUGUUCAACGAAGCGAAGCGUCAUUUGUUUUCGUUUUAUGGUUUACGACAAUGAAUUAAUUUUCGGUGCGUUCACGUUAAAACAGUGCUCCUCCCGUCUAGUCAUUGAAAUUUUAAAGAUAAGUUGUUAAACUAAUACUUUUGUGAUUCAAAUCAUGAUUAAAUUGUCUAGAAAAGUUAUCUUUUUUUGGUUGUUGAAAGUCAUUGUCUGCAGCUUCAAAAUGCAGGAAAACACAUCCCUGCGACUAUAGAAUUUCAAAAUUUUCCGGGGGAGCAUGCCCCCAGACCCCCCUUGGGAGCAAGGCCCUCCGGGCCUUGCCAAUUCUUUGCCCGGGUGUCAAACUCAGUUGCCCUCCGGUUCAAAACCUUAAUGAACCCCCUGCAGGAAGCACAAGCAUGCAAAGCGUGAUCCACUGAAGGUGAUAUCAUAUGGUUAUGUGGGCUGAUUAUGAUCAAUGUCAAUAGUGUGGUGUCAUAUUGAGGCCUUUGUAAAGGGCUGUUGGUUGUAUGUUAUUUUAUUUCUGCCUGAUUGUUAUUAUUAAAAGCAUGUAUGUAAAAGGUGUUCUAGAAAGUAUUAUGCAUGGUAUGUGAGAAAGCUUCUUCCAUAAGUACAAAAUGAUAUAAUUGCCCCCUUAACAUGCCCACUUUGUUUGCAGGCCAAGGUUAAUGUUGUUGGUCUCUCAUCAAGACAGCUUCAGAGGAGAAUCCAACAAAAAGGCUUCACCAGGGACACAAGCAUCCAGGUAAGCUCAGUUUUGUAUUAAUGACAUUGCACUUUAUCAAAGUUGCCAUUUUUGGCAAUGUUGCAGACUUUAAAGCAAUAUAUACAGAUGUUAAGGACUACAUAUGAGACAUUAAUAUGACAGUGUGCUUUAGGAAGAACUGUAAUGUUAUGCACCGGUCUAAUUAUUGACCAUAAUUAUUAUUAACCCAUUCGCCCCUGAACCGCCCGUAACCGCCCGUGCGGAUCCAGGUCCUUUCUACCCUUUGUGACGUCAUCAGUUUUAACGGUCAAGGACAACUUUCUUCGCUAACUUGUGCAGAGUGAAGAGAUCUUUCAAACCAUACCAGAAUGAGCACAAUUCAGUCAAGGACACCGGAGAAAGAAGCAAAAAACCACGUGACAAGGACCUGAAAAUCUCCAUGAAAAUCUUGUUCCAUUACCCACCUACCUUUCCUUUCACCUAAUCCUAAGAUCCUAAAAGCUUUCCUAAAAACUCUUCCCACCAAAAUGAAGCCUACUAAAUGCCCAGCAAGACAAAAAAAAAAUGAGGCAAGAAAAGCGAAAAAAGAAGGGAGGAGAGAAAGCGAAAAGUAAAAGUCAAGACUGCUGUGUCACUUUUCAACCCAAAAACUGUCAAAAUUUUGCUUUCUGCGCAUGCCCGAACUUCGCAAGCUGAUAUUUUGCAUCUGGAUCAGAAGGCCGCCAAGUGUACAACCUGUAAACCGGUUUGUGGUAAGUUUUAGCUCUUUAUAGCACGACAGUGACCAGAAAACCACUUGACUAGCUUCAAAACGCGUUUUUCGGCAAAAUCUCUAGGAGCGAAUGGGUUAAUCAGUCAGUACGUCUGACAGUGUAUUGCAUACCAUGUUGUCAUGACUUUGGAUCUGGAUGUCAUCUAGACCUCAGAGUACAUUUCAUCAUAAUUCUUCCUACACUUAAUGAUGUGUAUACAUAUUUAGUUUCAAAUAGAGACAUUACAUUUCUUUUCUUGGAAUGAUUUGUUGUCAUCUGUAAUUAACUGUAGAUAGAGGCACUGAAGACUGCAAAACAGAGGAAUCCUAAUGGGCGUUGGUGGAUUAAAGCUGAUGCCUGUGAUAUAAGGUCCGGUAUUAUGGAAUCCUUGCGCCGUGAGUGGUCUGGGGAUGUAGACUUGGGAGACGGGCAACUGGAGCAACUGCACCAAACAUACAUGCAGUUGAUAAGUUUUAUUAAAGGGAUUGGUUUAGAAAAAAGAAAGCCCUUGCAAGUUGUUAUCCAGGACUUGAGGGAAGAGUUGAAAACACUAACAAAUGAUUCUGAGUUUUUGCAAUCAGGUCUCAGGAAAUCGAAGGAAAUUUAUGAAAAAAAAAGGAAGCAAAGCAAUACCCCAGAGAGCAGCAUGUUUGCUCUAGCUUGGGAUGUCAAUGCUUAUGAAACCCUGAAAUCGUUGAACCAUGAUUUGCAAAACAGAUGCAGCAGCAUAAUUUCCAAGUGUUUAGGGCCUGCUAAUCAGAGAGGAAAUCUUCCCCAAACUUAAGCACAAUUAAGGAAAGGUCUGUCACAGUACACCAAAGAUGUGUUCUCUAAAAAAAGGGAAGCGGCCACGCAUCUGAUGAUCUUCAUGGUGGCUGAUGAACGCAGGGACAUGAAGCCCUAUGGCAUUCCAGUGAGAGCCCUGCCAUUCUAG